AUGCCCCAUUGCUUCUGGGGGCGGCUGUUCUCUGCGCUGUGCUGCCAGGUCAGGCCAUCGGUGAGCAGCGACACGCCCAAGCGGUCAGUAGACAAUUCAGCCUUCACGACCGCCAACAUGCCCUUGCAUGAUUGUUACGGUAAGAACAGGUAUGUGCCUGGGAUUAUGGGGCCGGAAAGGCUAAGGGAAAGCCAAGAUGGCAAUAAACACUCCCUAGUGGACAGUAACUUGGAAACGUGUCUAUCAUCUGGAGGAUUAACACAAAUGAAAAAGAAACUUCAUGUCUCUUCUCCUUCUUCUGUGCCGUCCCGCUUUGAUCCUGAUCCUGCUCCUGAUCCAUAG
Messenger RNA from Fusarium graminearum PH-1, 342 nucleotides. RefSeq lists its product as uncharacterized. The transcript has a single exon. The coding region runs from base 1 to 342 and encodes 113 amino acids. The record is from RefSeq and is a predicted model, not a curated record. Lineage: Eukaryota; Fungi; Ascomycota; Sordariomycetes; Hypocreales; Nectriaceae.